Messenger RNA from Neopsephotus bourkii (Bourke's parrot), 1999 nucleotides. It is a transcript of the gene TNFRSF13B, whose product is annotated as TNF receptor superfamily member 13B. Gene Ontology annotation, cellular component: plasma membrane. The coding region runs from base 235 to 993 and encodes 252 amino acids. NCBI's taxonomy places the organism in Eukaryota, Metazoa, Chordata, Aves, Psittaciformes, Psittacidae. The transcript has 5 exons. The record is from RefSeq and is a predicted model, not a curated record.
GGCCCAGGACCCCCAGUGACCCCACACCACGGGGUACCUGGACACCCAAUGCGAGGCAGUGUGCGUGCAGUCCAUUUGCAUGGAAGGGAUAAGGGGAACCCCCCCGGAAACGCAUGGCCCAGGCAUUAACCAAAUCAACCCCUAAUAAUAAACCUCUCGAGCGAGGCAAGGGCUCAGGGCUGCAGCUCCCAUUGCCAUGGCAGGAGCCGAGGGGGAUUAGACACCGACAGACGCAUGGCUGGGCCGCGUGCCGGAGGGGAUGCCGUGCCCAACUGCACGGAGCAGCAGUACUGGGACACACUGGUCUGCCAGUGCAUCCCCUGCAGCCUCGUGUGCGGGCGCCCUGCCGUGAGGAGGUGCGCGGCUCUGUGCGAGUCCAUGGACUGCAACAGGAAACCCGGCUUCUACUAUGACAAGCUGCUGAAAAACUGCAUCAACUGCAGCACGGUUUGCGGGCAGCAUCCCAAGCAGUGCAGCCCGUCCUGCGAAGCGGGUGCCCUGGGGGUCACCCCAAUGCCGGCCUCAGCACCCGCACUGGAGCAGAAGAUGUCCCCGGAGCAGGAGCCGUGGCUGGUGGUGUACCUGCUGCUGGGGCUCUGCCUCUGCGCCCUGCUCUGCUCCCUGCUCCUGGGCUGGACCCACCUGCGGAGGAAGGGAGAGGGGGUCUCCUGCCAAGACAGCGCCGGGACCUGCCACCGCAGGGAGGACUCCUCCAAAGACCAUCUGGUGGAAGCAGGCAGCGUUGGGGAUGGAUCCACCGGGAGCAGGGUCCCAGAGCCGGUGGAAACCUGCGGCUUCUGCUUCCCUGGGCAAGGCUCUGCUGUACAAGAGACCAAAUCAUGCCCCAGCACCUCCUGUCCCACUGGGGAAAGAGCUGCUCCCUGUCACAGCGGGAUCUGCAGCACGGGGAGCGCUGGGGCCAUGCCCAGCCCUGAUGAUGGCCACUUCAAAAUCAUCUGUUCUCCUUCCCAAGAGAAGACGCCCAUGGUGUGAUGCCCAUAGCAUCAGGGUCAGGAAGGAGGGAUGCUCCCUCUGCCCCCAGGACACGGCUGCUUCACCCUCUGUUUCCAGUGACUCUAACAGCUUCUUCCAGAACCCUUUGCCCAAGGGCUGUAGGUUACAGUGCUGUCUUCUUCCACUCAGGAAUUCUCCUUAUAUAUUCCCAGUGAAAGAAGUCUUUUCCCAUUUAGCAGUGCCUUCAUCCUCUGACUUGACCUCUGCAGGCUCCUCCACGCAGCCCAUCCAUUGGAAGUGAUGGCUCACUGGGGUUUUUCAUCCUGGUUCCACCAGCAGCAUCACUUCGUCUCAGCAAAGGGUCAGGGUCAGACUGUGGUGUCCCCAUGGAAAUGACCCCUUUCCCUGCUUGAGAACUCGACUGGGCAACACAAGCGAUUGCAAGCAGAGCUGUAAGCACCUCAAAGAUGGAUUCACACCCAACAAGUCACUCAUGGAAGUUACAACGCCCAUGGAAUGCCAUUGCCAUGUUCUCAGGUGUAGUUUUCUGUCUUUAAUAUGGGUUUUGUUCCAGGACAUUGUAUUUGCUAAGACACAACAUUGGAAUCUCCACUGCCCCCUUUCAACGCUGCUUGGGAAGGGAGGACAGGACAUGGGUGACGGUGAGGCUUUGCCUUGCGACAGGAGGCGAUGCUCCAUGGGACAGGCACCAAAUCCCUGAUGGGAUUGGGUUUAACAGCAAAACUCAUCCAAGGCUGAGAACUUUCUGAGACUGCAUUUAUGCCUGUCUGCUUUGGGUUACUCAAACCAGCUGGGAAAGGAGAUGAAGCAGCUACAGAUCCAGCUGCUUUGAGGGCAGGCUCUAUCUGACCUGGCUUUGGAAGCUGCUGUGGAAGACCCUGCGUUUCCAUAUGUAACUUGAAGUUCUCAUUUUCACUAAAGAGCAUAGGAAUGGUUUGCUUGGUGAGAAAUCACCCCUGGUAGGAGCUCAUCCCUUCCACUGCCUAAAACCAGAGCUUCCAACUUGGAAGAAUAAACAUGAGCC